Molecule: messenger RNA, 954 nt
Organism: Aspergillus luchuensis
Lineage: Eukaryota; Fungi; Ascomycota; Eurotiomycetes; Eurotiales; Aspergillaceae
Exons: 1
Coding region: 1-954 (317 amino acids)
Source: RefSeq, a predicted model, not a curated record
AUGGGCCACGCUUCAGAUGUCGCCGUCCCAAGAAACAGUGGUGCUGAACGAGGCUCACCCAUUACGUGCCCUGCAGACGUUACUGCUCGUGGGGAAAGGUAUGAGGUUAUCGAUGAUGAGAACAGCACUCUCCCAUCCGAAACUGGCGUAAAUGCAGGCUGGGGGCCCCCGCUUAGCGCAAUCGCACUCCCGAACUCGUAUAUGUCCGCAGACAACUCGACAGGGGAUCAUACGGCAGAUGCAUGGUACUCGAUGCCGUGGGCUACGGAACCAUACUCGUGGGAGACAUUGCCCGCAUCUUUCUGGGGUUGGACCUGGUCUCAAGCCGACAAUGUGACCGCGUCCGAGACCGACGGUUCUUUACACCCGUCUAUUCCUGCACCGCAGGCGGCAGGGUGGCCCUUUGGAGGCGAGGCUGAACAGCCUCAGCAUCCGAGCAGAAGCGGCGUCAUACCCUUCUGGGGAGACCACUCACAAGAGCUGUACCCUCCAGGUCCGUCUUUUGAUGCACCGGACCCUAUUCCCUCGUCCGAUGCACUCGGGCUCUCUUCUAUCCUAGAAACCGCGCCACCGAGCUACCCAAGAUGUCCUCGCUUGCAGCAUGUUGAGGACGGCAGCUUGGCGCUCCCGGAUGAGUCUCCAAUGCUAUCGCCUCCCUGGGAUCCAUUGGCGCCUGUUUCCGCAGCACUGCCUAUGACGGACUUCCACCGCCGCAGCUUGCAUCAACAACCAUUCGCGCCCAUCCCUGUUCGGAACAUCGAGUCGACGGUACCCCCAUGGCUACCGACUAUGGUGAAUUACCAGGAAACUGAAGUCAUCCCGUUCGAUAACGUCGGUGCCAGCAGACAGGAGUCAUCGUGUCAUGUCACGGUGCCGGAAGGCCAGGUCGAGCAUCGUCACUCGACCUCGGUAUGUGGCUUCAAUGCUCACAAGAAACAGGAACCGUUUGCGUAG